Messenger RNA from Melospiza melodia melodia, 1552 nucleotides. It is a transcript of the gene PTGER2, whose product is annotated as prostaglandin E receptor 2. Gene Ontology annotation, molecular function: prostaglandin E receptor activity. NCBI's taxonomy places the organism in Eukaryota, Metazoa, Chordata, Aves, Passeriformes, Passerellidae. The transcript has 2 exons. The record is from RefSeq and is a predicted model, not a curated record. Gene Ontology annotation, biological process: cellular response to prostaglandin E stimulus; adenylate cyclase-activating G protein-coupled receptor signaling pathway; positive regulation of cytosolic calcium ion concentration. Bases 1 to 1065 code for a protein of 354 amino acids. Gene Ontology annotation, cellular component: plasma membrane.
AUGAACGGGACGGGCCGGGCGGACGGGAGCGCCGGGGAAGCGCUGCCGGCCGGGGCUCGCCCGCUGGUCAGCGCCCUCAUGUUCUCGGCCGGGCUGCUGGGGAACCUGCUGGCGCUGGCGCUGCUGCUGCGGGGCCGCCGCGGGGCUCGGCAGCGCCCGCCCGCGCUGUUCCACGUCCUGGUGCUGGCGCUGGUGGUCACCGACCUGCUGGGCACCUGCUCCGUCAGCCCCUUGGUGCUGGCCUCCUACCACCGAAACCUCACCCUGACCAGCCUGGCCCGCGGAGGGCACAUCUGCCUCUACUUCGGCUUCGCCAUGAGCUUCUUCGGCCUCGCCACCAUGCUCAUCCUCUUCACCAUGGCGCUGGAGCGCUGCCUGGCCCUGGGGCGCCCCUACUUCUACGAGCGCUUCCUGAGCCCCCGCACGGGCUUGGUGGCCCUGCCGGCCAUCUACACCUUCUCGGCCGCCCUGUGCUCGCUGCCGCUGCUGGGCUUCGGGCGCUACGUGCAGUACUGCCCCGGCACCUGGUGCUUCAUCCAGAUGCACCUGGAGCCGCACCGCGGGCUGGACGUGGCCUUCUCGCUGCUGUACGCCACGCUGCUGCUGCUGCUGAUCGUGGCCGUGCUGCUGUGCAACCUGAGCGUGAUGGCCAACCUGGCCCGCAUGCACCGCCGCGGGCAGAGGAGCCGCAGGGUGGCCGCCCCCGAGCAGCCCCGAGGGGCCGCGGGCUGCGGGCGGAGAAUGUUCUCCAUGGCCGAGGAGAUCGACCACCUGCUGCUGCUCUCCAUCAUGACCAUCACCUUCGUCAUCUGCUCCCUGCCCUUCACGAUCCGCGCCUACGUCAACAAGCUCAGCGAGGCGGAGGGUGACCACGGCUGGGACCUGCUGGCCCUGCGUUUCCUGUCCAUCAACCCCAUCGUGGACCCGUGGGUGUUUGCCAUCCUGCGGCCGCCCGUGCUGCGCCUCAUGCGCUCCGUGCUCUGCUGCCAGCUCAGCCCCGCGGCCCCCGCCGUGUCCCCUGCUGUCACGAAGCUGCCAGCACGGCCACACCUCUGUGGGCAGUAGGUCCGGGGGGGAUGCAGCCUCCUGAUGGGCAGUUCUGGGCCCCUCAGUGUGGGAAAGGGUGUGGAGACGCUGGGGAGUGGCCGGAGGGAGUGAGGCUGGAGAGGGGUUGGAACACAAACCCUGUGAGGAAGCCCUGAGGGAGCUGGGGGUGCUCAGCCUGGAGAAAAGGAGACUCAGGGGUGCCCUCAUCACUCUGCACAGCUCCUGAAAGGUGCCUGUGCCCAGCUGGGGCUGGGCUCUUUCUCCAGGCAGCACUGACACAACCAAAGGACACAGUCUGAAGCUGUGCCAAUGGAAAUUUAAGUUGGAUAUGAGGAAAAAGUUUUUUUACAGAAAGAGUGACAAAGUUCUGGAAUGGCUGCCCAGGGAGGUGGUGCAGUCCCCAUCCCUGGGUGUGUUUAACAAAGCCUGGAUGUGGCACUGGGUGCCAGGGCUGAGUUGGGCUGUUGGGGCUGGGUUGGGCUCCAUGAUCCUGAAGGUCUCUCCC